CCUGAAGAACGAAUCCCCAGCCCCAGCGACAACAGUCCGGCAGGAGUUCAUUACGCAGGCCACGUUUGAGGACGGUGGGGAGGUUAUGGGAGGGUAGGAAUCCCCGAAGGAUGAGCCGCGAGAUGGGUUCCUAUCUCCCUGCUCAGGCGUGGGUGGGGCAGCCAGGCACGCGCCGCGAUCGAGGAAGGCCCCCGGCGCAGGUCCCGGAUAUUUGUGUCCGCGCCGACGCCACCGUCCCAGCCGAUGGGUCGCGAUACACGUUCUCGCUCGCGGUCGGCUGGUCGCAGGGGCCGAAGGCAGCGGAGGCGGAGUGGGAGUCGGAGUCGGAGCCGAAGUUGUAGCGGGAGCCAUGGGCGGCGAAACCGACGUCGCCGGGACGACGAGAGGCGGCGCAGGCGGAGGAGCCGGGAGCGCAGGUUGGAUUCGGAUGAGAAGCAGUGGCAGCAGCGGCGAGGCAGGCAGAGCCGGAGCCCCCCGCCAGCCCACCGGCGCUCCCAGGACCGCUCCUCUCAGUCCGACUCGGGUGACGAGCGGCAGCGGCAGCGGGGCCGAUGGGCCCGCCAGUGGCAGCAGCGGCCACACUGCUGGUCCCCCAGCUCCUCCGCAUCCAGCUCCGCGUCCCCGGGCCACUCCCAGAGCCCUCGGGUGGCGGCGGCGGUCCUGAGCCAGCGGCAGAGCCUGCAGGAGCGGCUGCGCCUGCGCGAGGAGCGGAAGCAGCAGGAGGAGUUGAUGAAGGCCUUCGAGACGCCCGAGGAGAAGCGGGCGCGGCGGCUGGCCAAGAAGGAGGCCAAGGAGAGGAAGCAGCGCGAGAAGAUGGGCUGGGGCGAGGAGUACAUGGGCUACACCAACACCGACAACCCCUUCGGGGACAACAACCUGCUGGGCACCUUCAUCUGGAACAAGGCCCUGGAGAAGAAGGGGAUCAGCCACCUGGAGGAGAAGGAGCUGAAGGAGCGGAACAAGAGGAUCCAGGAGGACAAUCGGCUGGAGCUGCAGAAGGUAAAGCAGCUGCGGCUGGAGCGCGAGCGGGAGAAGGCCAUGCGGGAGCAGGAGCUGGAGCUGCUGCAGCGCGAGAAGGAGGCGGAGCACUUCAAGACGUGGGAGGAGCAGGAGGACCACUUCCACCUGCAGCAGGCGAAGCUGCGCUCCAAGAUCCGCAUCCGGGACGGGCGGGCCAAGCCCAUCGACCUCCUGGCCAAGUACAUCAGCGCUGAGGACGACGACCUGGCUGUGGAGAUGCACGAGCCCUACACCUUCCUCAACGGCCUCACGGUGGCCGACAUGGAAGACCUGCUGGAGGACAUCCAGGUGUACAUGGAGCUCGAGCAGGGCAAGAACGCGGACUUCUGGCGGGACAUGACCAUCAUCACGGAGGAUGAGAUCGCCAAGCUUCGCAAGCUGGAGGCCUCGGGCAAGGGGCCAGGUGAGCGGCGAGAGGGGGUCAACGCCUCGGUCAGUUCCGACGUGCAGUCGGUCUUCAAGGGGAAGACGUACAGCCAGCUGCAGGUCAUCUUCCAGGGCAUCGAGGGCAAGAUACGGGCCGGGGGCCCCAACCUAGACAUGGGCUACUGGGAGAGCCUGCUGCAGCAGCUGCGUGCCCACAUGGCCCGUGCCAGGCUCCGCGAGCGGCACCAGGAUGUGCUGCGGCAGAAGCUGUACAAGCUGAAGCAGGAGCAGGGGGUGGAGAGCGAGCCCCUGUUCCCCAUCCUCAAGCAGGAGCCGCAGUCUCCGGGCCACAGCCUGGAGACUGAGGACCCGGCCCCCACCCCGCCCGGGCCCUCGGAGGGUGGCGCUACUGAGCCCGAGGCGGAAGCCGCCGCACCGGCGGAGGGCGAGGCGGACGGGGAGGCGGUGCUCAUGGAGGAGGAUCUGAUCCAACAGAGCCUGGACGACUACGACGCCGGCAAGUACAGCCCGCGGCUGCUCACGGCCCACGAGCUGCCGCUGGACGCCCACGUGCUGGAGCCGGACGAGGACCUGCAGCGCCUGCAGCUGUCCAGGCAGCAGCUCCAGGUCACAGGCGACGCCACCGAGAGCGCGGAGGACAUCUUCUUCCGACGCGCUAAGGAGGGCAUGGGCCAGGACGAGGCGCAGUUCAGCGUGGAGAUGCCGCUGACGGGCAAGGCCUACCUGUGGGCGGACAAGUACCGGCCGCGCAAGCCGCGCUUCUUCAACCGCGUGCACACGGGCUUCGAGUGGAACAAGUACAACCAGACGCACUACGACUUCGACAACCCGCCGCCCAAGAUCGUGCAGGGCUACAAGUUCAACAUCUUCUACCCCGACCUCAUCGACAAGCGCUCCACGCCCGAGUACUUCCUGGAGGCCUGCGCCGACAACAAGGAUUUCGCCACGCUCCGCUUCCACGCCGGGCCGCCCUACGAGGACAUCGCCUUCAAGAUCGUCAACCGCGAGUGGGAGUACUCGCACCGCCACGGCUUCCGCUGCCAGUUCGCCAACGGCAUCUUCCAGCUCUGGUUCCACUUCAAGCGCUACCGCUACCGCCGGUGACCGGCGGGCCCCCUCCCGGACCCCUGCGAACUGACCAGGGGUGUGGGAAGCCAGCAGCCUCCCCUGGCUGGGCCUCCUCCUUGCGGGGCCUCACCUCCUGGUGUGAACAGGAGUCGCUGCGGAGCCUGCCUCAGAGAGCUGAGGAGACCCACC
Molecule: messenger RNA, 2664 nt
Organism: Globicephala melas (long-finned pilot whale)
Lineage: Eukaryota; Metazoa; Chordata; Mammalia; Artiodactyla; Delphinidae
Gene: CACTIN
Product: cactin, spliceosome C complex subunit
Biological process (GO): mRNA cis splicing, via spliceosome; negative regulation of innate immune response
Cellular component (GO): spliceosomal complex; cytoplasm
Molecular function (GO): protein binding
Source: RefSeq, a predicted model, not a curated record